AGAGUACUAGGAUAAGUACUAAUAAGAUAAGAUAAAAAUGUGAGCGCAUUCGAAAACCCUUGGCACCACAAACAAAAUGGCAACCGCUCAACUCCUUCACUCCUCCUCCUCUUUCCUCCACCACCGGCGCAGCCUCAUAUCAUGCACAAUCACGGCCACCCCGCCGCCAGUCCCGCGGCCAAUCCCCGCGGCCGAAUUCUCGGCGAGAUACGUCCCCUUCAGCUCCAUCUCCAGCAACACCCCCAGCGCCGAGUCCUACUCCCUGGACCAAGUCAUCUACCGCAGCUCCGACGGCGGCCUCCUCGACGUCCAGCACGACAUGGCCGCCCUCCGCCGCUUCGACGGCCAGUACUGGCGCGCCCUGUUCGACUCCCGCGUGGGCAGCACGCGCUGGCCCCACGGCUCCGGCGUCUGGUCGAAGAAGGAGUGGGUCCUCCCCGGCAUCGACGACUCCGACAUCGUCUCCGCCUUCGAAGGCAACUCCAACCUCUUCUGGGCUGAGCGCUUCGGCAAACAAUUCCUCCACAUGAACGACCUCUGGGUCAAGCACUGCGGCAUCUCCCACACCGGCAGCUUCAAGGAUUUAGGCAUGACCGUUUUGGUCAGCCAGGUCAACCGCCUCCGCAAAUUGAACCCCCGCUCCCUCUUGGGCGUCGGCUGCGCCUCCACCGGCGACACCUCCGCCGCCCUCUCCGCCUACUGCGCCUCCGCCGGGAUCCCCUCCAUCGUCUUCCUCCCUGCCAACAAGAUCUCCUUGGCGCAGCUCGUGCAGCCAAUCGCAAACGGCGCCUUCGUCCUCAGCAUCGACACCGAUUUCGACGGCUGCAUGAAAUUGAUCAAGCAAAUCACGGCGGAGCUUCCGAUCUAUCUAGCCAAUUCGCUGAAUAGCCUCCGAUUGGAAGGGCAGAAGACGGCGGCGAUCGAAAUUCUGCAGCAAUUUGACUGGGAGGUCCCCGAUUGGGUGAUCGUCCCGGGCGGGAAUUUGGGGAAUAUUUAUGCAUUCUACAAGGGUUUCAAAAUGUGCGAGGAAUUAGGGCUGGUGGAUCGCAUUCCGCGCCUGGUGUGCGCGCAGGCGCGGAAUGCGAAUCCGCUGUACCGCUACUACGCGUCGGGGUGGGCGGAGUUCGCGGCGGUGAAGGCGGAGACGACGUUCGCCUCCGCCAUUCAGAUAGGGGACCCGGUGUCGAUCGACAGGGCGGUGUACGCGCUGCGGAGCUGCGAGGGGAUGGUGGAGGAGGCGGGGGAGGAGGAGCUGAUGGACGCCAUGGCGCUGGCGGACUCGACGGGGAUGUUUGUGUGCCCGCACACGGGGGUGGCGCUGGCGGCGCUGAUGAAGCUGAGGGGGAACGGGACGAUCGCGGCGGGGGAUCGGGUGGUGGUGGUGAGCACGGCGCAUGGGUUGAAGUUCACGCAGGCCAAGAUUGAUUACCACUCGGGCCGGAUCCCGGAGAUGGAGUGCCGGUAUGCGAAUCGUCCGCUGACGGUGAAGCCUGAGAUUGGGGCGGUUAUGGAUCACCUCAAUAAGAUGCUGCUGUCUCACACCAGAUGACCACACGUGCCAUUGUAUUUUGCCACGUGCUUCCAAAAACCUGUCUUUUUCCUAUAACAAAUAUGAUAUGGUUAUAGUUUUAUUCA
Salvia hispanica is the source of this 1635-nucleotide messenger RNA. Its product is annotated as threonine synthase 1, chloroplastic-like. Lineage: Eukaryota; Viridiplantae; Streptophyta; Magnoliopsida; Lamiales; Lamiaceae. Gene Ontology annotation, biological process: amino acid metabolic process. The record is from RefSeq and is a predicted model, not a curated record. Gene Ontology annotation, molecular function: pyridoxal phosphate binding.